AAAACAGAACAAAAAGAAACCUUCUUCUCUCAUACAAUCCAUGAAUCCAACAACAACAUUAAUGUCUUCUUUGUCUGUCUUCUUAUAACACCAAACAAGUUUCAAACUUCCAACCCAGAUCCCCCCCCCCCCCCCCCAAAUGGGGUCAGUUUGAAUCUUUGAACCCAACCCAGAUCCUGUAGCUCCACCAUUAGAUUCCAGCCCAAAUGGAGAAAAGACACAUGAUUAUAUUGAUUGUGACAUUAUGUUCAUCUUUUGUUUUACUUGUUAUUCUUCUCUUGAUUUGUAUGUGUAGAAGAAAAGGGUCUGAAACCAAUGAGUCAUGGGAUAAAGAAGCAAACAGUGAGUUUAAACAAAGUGGUGUGGAAGAAGAAGAAGAAGUAGGAGAGAUGAAAGGGGAUUUUAUUAAGUUUGAAGGUGGUGAAGAUCUAACAUGUUUUGACAUAUUGGAUGCUCCUGGUGAAGUGAUUGGGAAGUCAAGUUAUGGGACUUUGUAUAGAGCUAAUUUGUUGGGGGAUUCUAGUGUUUUGUUGUUGAGAUUCUUGAGGCCAGCUUGUUGUAGUUGUACUACUACUGGGAAGGUACAAGAUAUGAUGCAUGUUGUACAACUUUUGGGGGGUAUUAAGCAUCCUAAUUUGGUGCCUCUUUGUGGGUUCUAUUCUGGGCCUAGAGGUGAAAAGCUUCUUGUUCAUCCUUUUUACAGGAGAGGAAAUUUGGUUCAGUUUAUUAGAGAUGAGAACGGCGACUCGCACAAAUGGGAAAUCAUACAUAGGAUAUCAACAGGCAUUGUUAGAGGAUUAGUUCAUCUUCAUACAAGCCUUCAAAGACCGAUUAUCCACGGAAACCUCAAGUCAAAAAACAUACUUCUGGGCCGAAAUUAUCACCCGUUUGUAUCCGAUUUUGGCUUGCAUCUUCUCCUGAAUUCCGCAGCAUCACAAGAAAUGCUAGAAGAUACCGCGGCAGAGGGUUACAAAGCACCCGAGUUGACUAAAAUGAAAGAGUCAAGUACCGAAACUGAUAUCUACAAUCUCGGGGUCAUUUUACUUGAACUAGUAACCGGUAAGGAACCGAUUAACGGUAAAGCAAGUCCUGAUCAAGAUCUAUAUCUGCCAACCGCGAUUAGAAACGCAAUGUUGGGUCAUCGGAUGUCGGAUUUAUACCAUCCGGAUGUUCUUAAAGAUGAUAAUGGUGCGUCGAGUCGUGUUAACGAAGAUAUUAUUAUCAAAUUUGUGCAGCUCGCGUUGGCUUGUUGUUCGCCCUCGCCUUCUCUUCGGCCCGACAUAAAGCAGAUUUGUAAGAAGCUUGAAGAAAUUGGACCAAAAUCUUGAAAAUUUGUCAUGUCGGAGACAAAAGAGUAAACUGCCGUUUUGGUCCCUGUGGUUUGGUCAAUUUUGCCACUUUAGUCCAAAACUCAAACUGUUUGCAUCUGGGUCCCUGUGGUUUCAGUUUUAUUGCCAUUUUGGUCCAAAAAUGGAAUCAUGUCAUAUUUGUCUUAUAAAAUCCUGUUAUUUUGUCAUUUUCCGCAGGGGCAAAAUGAUCAUUUCUUUUUUAUAAAUAAAUACCAUAUUUUAUAAGACAAAUAUGACCUGAUUUGCCUCUGAGGAAAAUGACAAAAUUGCAGGAUUUCAUAAGACAAGUAUGACCUGAUUUCAUUUUUGGACCAAAAUGGCAAUAAAACUGAAACCACAGGGACCCAGAUGCAAAAGGUUUGAGUUUUGGACUAAAGUGGCAAAAGUAACCAAACCUCAGGGACCAAAAUGGCAGUUUACUCGAGACAAAAAUAGUCAAAAUUUUGGAAACAAUGAGAUUGUUCAUAGUUUUAGUCACUGAUUUAGCAUGGUGAUGAUCAAAUACAGUUGUAUUGAAAAGGGUAUUUUUGAUAUGGGUCAAACAUGUUCUUGAAUGGUCAAAGUCAGGGUCUUUAUUGGUUGACCCAUUUAUUUAUUGGUGUUGCAGUUCUUUGUUGAACAAGAAAAGCAAAAACAUGAAAAUUGCCAAUUAUUGAGAACAUGCAAGGAGAUACAACUGUUUUCUAGAUUCUAUACAUACAGCUGUUAUAUAUAUGACAAAUCAAGUAUUGCAUUAAA
Helianthus annuus (common sunflower) is the source of this 2087-nucleotide messenger RNA. Its product is annotated as putative kinase-like protein TMKL1. Bases 207 to 1328 code for a protein of 373 amino acids. Gene Ontology annotation, molecular function: ATP binding; protein kinase activity. The transcript has 2 exons. NCBI's taxonomy places the organism in Eukaryota, Viridiplantae, Streptophyta, Magnoliopsida, Asterales, Asteraceae. Gene Ontology annotation, biological process: protein phosphorylation. The record is from RefSeq and is a predicted model, not a curated record.